CGUAAGUAGAUUGGCUUGAUUGGCCGGUGCCGUCUGUCAGUGCAGCAACAGCUGAACUCCUCAACGCGAGCGGCGGGAGAAACGCGACGCAACGGACCCACAAUUCAGUACGGCAACGGAUCAUGUGAGCCCAUGUAGAGUGAAUGGGAUGCAUCUCCAGCAACGCGAUGCACGCAGCUGUGUGUGGGAGCCACUUUCCGACAUGUCCCGAGGGGAUGGUAAAACAAAAAGGUUGGAUCUAACACUUGUAAGUUGGUCACAAUGUGGCAUACUGCUGCAAGAAAAAUAAAAAAUGGUUUACAUAUCAUGCUGUCCUUCCAAAAGGGUAAUGAAAUUGGCGUUUUUAUGGUUUUUGGGUGAUUUUAGAGCUGAAUAUAGAGAAUUGCUUAAGGGAUAUCACCGGGCACCCUCCCUUGGCAACAAGAAACAGCAAAGAAAAAAACUUUAACCGACAAAACCAGGUUCACCAGUACUUUUAUUUUUCUCAUGAUUGAAUUAAAAGUCUUAAGUCUUGUUGAAGCGAUUGGCAUAUGCAAUGAGGACGGUUCAGCCUCUUGUGAUACAGGGUGAGACUAAAGCAUGGCUAUAUACUGUACAGUGAGGAACACUGUAAAGGCAAUAGAUUUAGCUUUUAUUUCUCAUUAAUCUAAUGAGAAACCUAAGUAUGUUAUAUGUUUUCACCUCACAUAAUCAGAUACAUAAUCUGUACCUACAUUUUUUUUUUUUUGGUAUAAAUGAGUCUUCCAUAUUUGCAAAUUACCUCAGUCAGUCCCAUUUUAUCUGUCACUUGCUGCUAGUCUGUCGCGUCACUCGAGUGUAACAAUAUGACAGGUUCGCUCAUAUGGCGCCCUUCACAAAAUUUCAGGUUUCUGGCGAACAGGUGCAGCAAGGUCAUACUCCAUUGGUAAGGAGAAAGUUGAGCCACCUGAGUAAACCAUUACUAGCUAUUGUUACUACUACUAGCAUAUUGUAAAGUAUACUUUACAUUAAAUUAUAUUACAUUUACAUUACAUCUCCCCAUUAUGUUAAUGUUAUUGUAUAUAUAUAUAUAUGAGUAUAUGAGUAUAUAUAAUGUUAAUAUAUAUAUACUCAUUUGUGUGCAGCUCUGAAACCUGAAGAUGCUUUGCCAUUUCUCCUGAUUUAAGUGAAUAAUUGUGCUAUGCCUAAUAUGAAAUACAUUUACCCUCAUGUAACACAUUAUGAAACACAUUUACCCUUGUCACGACUCCACGAAACCCCUUGCUCACCUCAUCACAGCAACCACAACAGCAAUCAUCAAUCAGAUCCAAUUCCCCUGUUUUCUAAUUGGUUCCAUGGUCCACUUACCCUCAUCUGUGUUCUAAUUAUCCUCCACACCUGAAGGCCACUCCCCAGCUGAACUGAAUCCUCGUUAGCCAAGCUAUUUAAGUUGGACCCAAACAUGCAUUCUUUGUCUGGGGUGGGAAUGGCGGCGACUGGAGGAAAGGAGCGUAGACGUUUGUCUGGUGAUCGUGAGCUACAGGCGGUUGGCAGCAACUGGACUGUGAAUGGUCAGACGUCAGGAAAUGACGGAUCAGGAAGCGAGCAGGUGAAGUGUGGCUGGGAGAUCAACAACAUGUGCUGGACGGAGAUGUUCCUACGGGCACGGCGGAGGAUGCGCUCGCUGAUCUCUGGUCUGCCCUGCUGCUUCUGGUUUCUACUGCUGUUCGGCGCGGGGGGCCUGGUGCUUUUCAUCCACUUGGAGGACCUCUCCGAGAUGGUCCAGCUGGGACCAGAAGGGAAGUUGAGUGACACCACGCGGGAGGUGAGAGGGAGCAAUGAGGGCCUUAAGAGUCCCAUCCCGCCGAUGCAGUUCCCUGCGUUUGAGCCUGUCUCCCCGGGGCCGCCCAGCCACGACGCAGACUCUUCUCAGGUGACCAAACGCCACAGGAAGCUCCUGAAGACCAACCCUGUGAUGCGAUCCCAGGGCAAAGCUUCCUUCCUUCCUCCUUUAUCCUCCUCCGACUCCUCUUCCUCCUCCUCCGCUGAUCCUUCCUCCAGCCAGAGCAGCUUGGAGACCUCCCGUGUCCUGGAGGCGCGGCGCCGCUGGGUCAGAGAGGUGUGCGCCAAGUACAAGACCAAGAUCCCGCAGAACAUCACGCCACAGCGAGUCUCCCGCAUAUUUGUGGAAGACAAGCAUAAGAUCCUGUACUGUGAGGUGCCCAAGGCGGGCUGCUCCAACUGGAAACGGGUCCUGAUGGUCCUAGCAGGCAUCGCUAACAAUGUCACAGGGAUCAAGCACAACGCCGUCCACUACGGCAACCACACCCGGCAACUGGACAGCUACAACCGGGAAGGGAUUGCUUACCGCCUACGGAACUACACCAAAGUGCUGUUCGUGAGGGAGCCCCUGGAGAGACUGGUCUCGGCCUACCGGGACAAGUUUGAGAGCCCCAACAACUACUACCACCCUGUGUUUGGACGGCCAAUCAUCAACCGUUACCGUGUCAACGCCUCCAAGGAGGCUCUGCGCACCGGCAGUGGCGUGACGUUCCCCGAAUUCAUGCAGUACCUGCUGGAUGUGCACAAGCCCGUGGGCAUGGACAUCCACUGGACGCCUGCCAACCACUUGUGCCACCCCUGCCUGGUGGACUAUGACUUUAUCGGGAAGUUCGAGACCAUGGGGGAGGAGGUCAACUUCGUGCUCCACCGGAUAGGGGCACCAGCAAACCUCACCUUCCCCACCUUCAAGGACAGGAACCCCUCAGCGGAGAGAACUUCCUUAAAAAUAAUGCAGCGGUACUUUGCACAGCUCAAUGCCACUGACUUGCAACGAGUCUAUGACUUCUACUAUAUGGACUACCAAAUGUUUAAUUACUCUAAGCCCUUCCAUGAGUUGUACUAAAAAUAUUGUCCAUUACUUAAUCCUUUCCCUGUCAGAUCUGCAUACCCUCUCCUAACUAUUUCUCUGACAUUAUGUCAUUUUAAGCUGCAAGGAGCAGUGUUACGGAACACUGUCAAUUCAAACUAUGCAAACUACCAGAGUAAGACUAACUAACAAUAACUAACCAAUUGCUGUCUUCACACUCUGAUGGAGAGAUGUCGAGACUGCUGCUUAAAUCUCACCAGGUCUAAAACAUGAUGUCUCUUCCCAUCUCUUGUCUUCUCUUCAGUUCCCACUUAAGGUAGAACCUCUUACCAUUUAGACACAUGCAGCCAGAAUGACACAAUUCAGUUGAUACCCUGCUACUCCAAAGAAACUGAAAGGGGACUGUAAGGACCCCCGAGAGGCAGCUCACAGAGCUGGCCUGGAUCCGAUGAAUACCGGAGUCGGUUGGCCUGUGGGGAAUUUUAGGAGUAAACAUAUCCCCAAUCCAUCACCCCCCACACCACCACCACACAUAGUGUAGGUAAUCCACCAUUGUACCCUUUAGCAAAUACACACCUGGGAAAAAGAACACUGUCACAAAGCCUUUACUGACAACUAUUUUGGUGAAAAAGGGCAUUCAGAAAACUAUAUAUAUUAUAUUCUAUUUUUAUAUGUAUUUCUAUGAUGGGUUAAUGAGGAUGAUGGUUUUGAGCUUAAUCAAAUCUUUGUAUGAGUGUAUGUAUGUUUGUGAGGUUGUGUGUGUAUUUCUUGUUUUCCACACUAAACAUUUCAUUAAUUUGAAGUUUCACUUUAAAUGUACUCUGACCUGACCGUUCGCUCAUUCAGUUGUUGCCCUAUUCUCUUUCCCUUGAUUCAAUGUCCCUGUAAAGCGAUGGUAGGACAUGCUGGUUUCGGACAGUACGCCUCCCAGUCAGACCACAGUGGGCCACCACUUACAUCACCUCGGAAAGAUAGAGGUAGAUAGAGAGGAUAGACAAAGACAUACACAAAUAGACAAGGAGACCUCAGCGUACCAUGGCUGCAGCUUUAUCAAUUCAUUAGAGGACGUGAGUGCAUGAGUGAAAGAGUGUGAGGAAGACAGUGGUGGCAGGAAACAGUGAGAAAAUGAGAAGAGUGAUCAAAAGAGAAGAGGAUGAUGGAGAGAGAGAAAAAAAGAGAA
Molecule: messenger RNA, 4007 nt
Organism: Alosa sapidissima (American shad)
Lineage: Eukaryota; Metazoa; Chordata; Actinopteri; Clupeiformes; Clupeidae
Product: carbohydrate sulfotransferase 8-like
Exons: 4
Coding region: 1421-2863 (480 amino acids)
Biological process (GO): proteoglycan biosynthetic process; carbohydrate biosynthetic process
Cellular component (GO): membrane
Molecular function (GO): sulfotransferase activity
Source: RefSeq, a predicted model, not a curated record